UGAAAUUUCGUGUUGUUUUUAGUUUCAUUGUGAAGCUAAAAUUCCAAGCUAUAAUUAUAGUGCAGUGUAUUAUCAAAGAAUUUUCAUUGAAAAAUUCAAAUUUCUGUUAAAUGUUAUCAUCUUCAUUUAAAUAAACUUUUAAUUGGUACAAGCCAUGUGAAAGAACAAAUCAUCUCGACUCUAUUCCCCUUUCACACAUGUUUCGUAAUUUUUUUGCUGAUGUGCGCUACACAUUUUGUAUCCCAGUGUGAAAUUGACUUUUCGAGUAACAGCAUAUUCUCCACCUUCUUAUCAUAACUGGAUUGGUAGCGACUCAAUCAACUUGUUUGUUCGCUUAAGCUGAUACGACUUGUCGUGUUGUUCACUAAAAAUGGACAGCAAUCAAGGUUACAGAUUGGAAAGAGACACCUUUGGAGAAUUAAAGGUGCCAUGUGAUAAAUAUUAUGGAGCACAAACCCUGCGAUCUGUUAUGAAUUUUCCCAUUGGCGACUCCUCGGAACGCAUGCCGCUCGGAGUGAUCGUGGGAAUGGGAAUACUGAAGAAAGCCGCUGCCGAAGUUAAUAAGGAAUUUGGACUGGAUGCGAAAGUUGCAGAUGCAAUAAGCAAAGCUGCGGAUGACGUGAUCAGCGGAAAACUCUACAAUGAUCACUUCCCCCUCGUUAUUUGGCAGACCGGAUCUGGCACUCAAAGCAACAUGAACACGAAUGAGGUCAUAGCGAAUCGUGCGAUUGAAAUUCUCGGCGGUGAGCUCGGCUCAAAAAGCCCCGUUCAUCCAAACGAUCACGUCAACAUGUCGCAGAGUUCGAAUGAUACUUUCCCGACAGCGAUGCACAUUGCAGUUGCUCUCGAAAUCAACAAGAUUUUGCUGCCGGGUCUGCAGCAGUUGCACGCAGCCUUGAAACAGAAGUCAGAGGAAUGGAAAGACAUUAUCAAAAUUGGAAGGACUCAUACGCAGGAUGCAGUUCCCUUAACGCUUGGGCAAGAAUUCUCUGGCUACGCGACGCAAAUUGAGUACGGAAUCGCAAGGGUGAAAGAUACAUUACCAAGACUUUAUCAAUUGGCUCUUGGUGGCACGGCUGUUGGUACCGGAUUGAAUACCAGAAAAGGAUUUGCUGAAAAAGCUGCUGCAAGAAUUGCCUGUUUGACGGGUUAUCCUUUUGUUACUGCACCCAAUAAAUUUGAAGCCUUGGCUGCCCACGAUGCGCUUGUUGAAGUUCAUGGGGCUCUAAACACCGUAGCAGUUUCUAUCAUGAAGAUAGCGAACGACAUAAGAUUUCUGGGCAGCGGGCCGAGAUGUGGUCUCGGCGAAUUAUCCCUUCCAGAAAAUGAACCAGGUAGUUCAAUUAUGCCAGGUAAAGUAAAUCCAACCCAAUGUGAAGCCAUAACAAUGGUAUGCGCCCAAGUUAUGGGAAACCAUGUCGCAACAACCAUUGGUGGAAGCAAUGGUCAUUUUGAACUAAAUGUGUUCAAACCAGUAAUUGUAGCAAACACAUUGAGAUCCGCUCGACUACUAGGGGAUGCUUCGGCCGCAUUCACGAAGAAUUGUGUUGUUGGUAUCGAAGCUAAUAAAGAUAAUAUUAGUAAAAUUAUGAACGAAAGUCUGAUGCUAGUCACUGCACUCAAUCCCCACAUCGGCUACGACAAGGCGGCAAAGAUUGCGAAGCAAGCUCACAAGGAGAAGCUGACGUUGAAAGAAUCCGCAUUAAAGAACGGUUUGACCGAAGAACAGUUCAAUCAGUGGGUCAAGCCUGAACAGAUGCUUGGGCCCAAGUGAACAUCCUGAAAUUAAUUUAAUUGUACUAUAUCAUUACACUUACAAUAAUAAAGCUAGUAAUUUUUGUUACA
Molecule: messenger RNA, 1845 nt
Organism: Belonocnema kinseyi
Lineage: Eukaryota; Metazoa; Arthropoda; Insecta; Hymenoptera; Cynipidae
Product: fumarate hydratase, mitochondrial-like
Exons: 8
Coding region: 371-1774 (467 amino acids)
Biological process (GO): fumarate metabolic process; tricarboxylic acid cycle; malate metabolic process
Cellular component (GO): mitochondrion; tricarboxylic acid cycle heteromeric enzyme complex
Molecular function (GO): fumarate hydratase activity
Source: RefSeq, a predicted model, not a curated record